AUGGAGACGGAGAGCGUCGUUCUACCACUUUUUGAGAGAGGAGUUAUUUCAUAUGUUUAUUCACUUUGUGUCAUAAUGGACAAUUCAAGCAUUUUUAUAGAAUGUGGUAGUAGUCAAGGGGAAGAUGUAGAAGUUGAUCACGAUGAUUGUGGUGGUGAUGAUGAUGACUCCUAUUUCUUCUAUGACAUAGAUUUGGAUGAUGAUUUUCACUUGAGGAAUGUAUUUUGGGCUGAUGCAAGAAGUAGAGCCACUUACGAAUAUUUUGGAGAUGUUGUAACUUUAGACACAACAUACUUGACUAACAAGUAUGACAUGCCUAUUGUUGCAUUCGUGGGUGUGAAUCACCAUGGUCAAUCAACAUUACUUGGUUGUAGAUUAUUAUCAGGUGAAGACACAGAUUCUUUUGCGUGGCUAUUUAAGUUAUGGCUUCGUUGUAUGCUAGAAAAAGCAUAUUUGGGUAUUGUGACCAAUCAAUGUAAGGAUAUGAAAAAUGCUAUUGAGUUAGUCUUCCCUACAACUUGUCAUAGGUGGUAUUUAUGGCAUAUAAUGAAAAAAAUUCCAGAAAAGCUUUGUGGAUAUGGUGAAUACAAAAGGAUCAAGUAUGCAAUGAAAGAAGCAGACUGUGAUACAUUUACAACAACUAGUUUUGAACAAAAAUGGUGUUCGUUUAUAGAAAAAUUUGAUCUCCAAGUAAAUGAUUGGUUGGGUGGGUUGUAUAUUGAGCGUCAUAGGUGGGCAUCAACUUUGUUAAGGAAAUAUUUUUGGGAUGGUAUGUCAACUACACAACGUAGUGAGAGCAUACAUGCUUUCUUUGAUGGAUAUAUCAAUUCUACAACAAGUCUAAAUCAGUUCUUAAAACAAUAUGAUAAUGCUCUUAGAAGUCAGGAAGAAAAGGAAUUUGAAGCUGAUUUUAAUUCGAUGGAUACAACAAUUCCAUGUGGGAAAACGCGUCCAUUGAGAAGCAAUUCCAAAGUGAGUUUACUAAUGCCAAAUUCAAGGAAAUUCAAGUGGAAUUCAGAUCUAAAAUGA
Lathyrus oleraceus (garden pea) is the source of this 1029-nucleotide messenger RNA. Its product is annotated as protein FAR1-RELATED SEQUENCE 6-like. Bases 1 to 1029 code for a protein of 342 amino acids. The transcript has 4 exons. Gene Ontology annotation, biological process: regulation of DNA-templated transcription. NCBI's taxonomy places the organism in Eukaryota, Viridiplantae, Streptophyta, Magnoliopsida, Fabales, Fabaceae. The record is from RefSeq and is a predicted model, not a curated record.